Didymodactylos carnosus is the source of this 3324-nucleotide messenger RNA. NCBI's taxonomy places the organism in Eukaryota, Metazoa, Rotifera, Eurotatoria, Philodinida, Philodinidae. The record is from the annotation of a GenBank genome assembly.
AUGGUAGCGUUAGGUCCUGCACUUGGCUUUCUAAUGGGUUCAGCUUUGUUAUCACAAUGGAUUAAUGUUGGUCAAAAAGUACCAAAUAAUUUGACUACUCACGACCCAAGAUGGAUUGGACGAUGGUGGGCAGGUUUUUUAGUAUCAGCGUCCAUGUUAACGAUACUUAGCUUACUUCUAUUUACAUUUCCAAGAAAAAUGAUCAAACCGGAUCAUGCACAAUCAAACCAUGGACAACAAAUGACAACUGCAGUUCAGUUAUCCAGUACAAUUGAAACUCACCCAUCUAUUGAUAUUAAUCAAUCGUCUACAAGUGUGUGUGCAUUGGGUAAUGCAGCCACAAGAAAACAUACAUUACCAAAAAUAAAAGCUCAUCCAAAUGUUAAAAAUGCAUUCAAAUUAUCACAAUUAAAAGAUAUAUUAACGAGUGUACGAGAUUUAUUAUUAAAUUUUACAUAUCUAUUGAUUGUUCUUGUUAAUUCAGUUGAAAGUAUUCUCGUUGUAUCGUUUACAACCUAUAUGGUCAAAUAUAUUGAAAGUGUAUUUCAUUUGUCGUCAUCUAUAUCAAGCAUAUUAACUGGAGCUAUUGUUAUUCCAGCAGCUGUUUUUGGAACAUUAUUUGGAGGAUGGUUAGUCCGGCGUAAUCACAUGGGUAUUCGUGGAUGUGUGAAGCUAAUUCUGAGUCAUUAUAAUUGUUCGUGUGUGUUGGGUCAUGAUCAUCAUGUAAAAAGUGGUUCAUGUAAUAAUCCAUGUUAUUUAAAAAUGAUAUUUUUUAUGACUAUUCUAUUUUUCGUUACAUUUUUUCAAACAAUUGGUGCAACACCACAAUUAAUUAUCAUAUUACGAUCAGUUCAACACGAAUUACAGUCAUUUGCAUUGGGUCUCGAAAAUAUGAUCAUUAAACUGAUUGCUCAUAUUCCUGUUCCAAUUAUAUUUGGUACAAUAAUUGAUGAUACAUGUCUAUUUUGGAAUCGUAAUUGUGAUCGUCGUGGUUCAUGUUUUUUAUAUAAUGGUGAUCGUUUACCAUUGACAUUAUUCGGUGCGACAAUGGUUAUGAAAGGUGUAUCUCUUAUAUUACUAAUCAUUCUACUGUGUUUAACUAUACGAAUCGCAAACUGUCAAUCAUCGUCGACAACGCCAAAUGAAUUAUCACAACCUUCUUUUUCUCCUAAUGCUACUAAUCAUAUUGAAUCACAAACAGCAACAGCAAUUACUGAACAGAAAAAAAAAGCUUCAUCAAAACCAAGAGUAUCGAAUCAAUAUCCAAUCGUAUCCAGUACACGUUGUUCCAUAUGCGAUAUACUUCUAAAAACUCAAUAUAAUAGACAUAUUACCAAUGGAAAACCAUUGACUGACAUACUACCUUGUAACGGACUCAAUAGUAAACGUUUAACGUAUGGUGAGUGUUAUAAGAAAUAUUCAUCUCUAUUUCGCUUGUUAUCCUCUGAACAAUCGGAAAGAGAUAAAGACACUGGUAAAAAUGAUGAUUCAAAGAAGGCUUUAAUUUGCACGAAAUGUUGUAAAAAACUUCAAUUAGCACAUGAUGCGCAUACGAAAUUUACGAAUGUAUUAGAAUAUGUUCAACAUGUACAUAGAAAAACAAAACGUUUAAAUAAAGCAAGAAAAUAUUAUAGUAACAAAACAUUAAAAAACUAUUCGAUUAUUAAAAAAGUGAUUAACAAUAAGCAAGAGAAUGAUGCUAAUGACGAUUCUGGAGAAAUAAAUAUUGUUGUAGAACAAGAUAAAGAAUCAGAAGAGAACAUUAGAACAAGAAUAGAAGAAACAAUAGUACAAUGUUACGUUGACAAUGAACCAGAUAUUAUAAUUAAAAAUGAGCCACUUAUUGAACAGCAAACAGAACCACCGCUUAUUAUCGACGAAACAAGCGGUACUGAUGAGAGACACAAUGAUUAUUGUAGAAGAUCUGAUCAACAGGAACAUAUUAAUUUACAAAACAGUGGUACAGAAUUACAACUACGUGAAACAAUGGUUUGGCCAAGUGGAAACCUUCAAAUACCAAUGCUAUUUCCUUGCACAUAUCAGUCUUCAAUCACACUACCUGGUAGUAAUUUAGCUCACAUGAAUAAACAAUUAUAUCGACCGUUGGUGAGUAAUAAUGGUAGCAAUUAUCAGACAUUUCAGUAUGUUGCCACUGCUCCACCAUCUGUAAGACCAUUAACAGAGAUAUCAGUAUCAAAAAAUCGAAAAGACAAUGAUAAGACCAGACAAAAUAGUUUUCAAAACAAGAAAACCAAAGGUAGCUACAUUCAUCCAAUUUAUUCGCCUAAUGCAAACAUAGGUGGAUAUUAUCGAGCUGGAUUAACCCCAUCUACUGUUUAUACAGAACGUCCAUCAACAUCGAUGAUUACAAGUAGUUUGGGAGGCAGUGGAACUGGAAUGUUUAUGCCAAUACCAUCGUAUGAACAAAACCAUUCGAAUAAUAAAAACAACAACCUACCGAAACACAAUAGUUGGCACCUCGAUACCGACUUAUCUGCAAAUGCUCAUCGUCUAGAGAAUAAUCCAGUAUAUCAAGGAUUCUUCGUAAAUCCCAAUGGAGAACCGAAAAGUGAUAGUAGGCCAUCAGUUAAUCAAAAUCUAAUAGAUUAUGGUAUAGAAAUAUCAUCAGAUGGAUCAUUAUCUCCCAAAUCACCAGUAUUAUCCGAAACUCUAAAUGUUGUUGGUACACGUCUGGGUCGUCGACAAUAUGAUUAUGUUAGAAAAUUAGAUGAUCAAAUGAAAUUAAAUGCAUAUUUAGAAGAAUCGGCCGCAGAACAUAAUUGCCGAUGGACAUGGCGUCGUACAUCGGCAAAUAGUCGAGGCUAUAAAGUCUAUUAUGUAUGUAAUUUUAGUAUGCGUCGACAUUAUUAUCCAUGUCCAGCAGCAAUGUACGCUCUAUUUCAUCCCGAUGGGUUUAUAUCGAUUUAUGCUUGUGGUGAACAUCGACAUGAACCGAAAGAUCCAUUACCAGUUAGUAUUACAGAUGAAACGAAAGAAGAAAUAUUCAAAUGUUUACACAGUGGUAUGACCGCAACAGAAAUAAAAGACCAUCUAAACAAAAAAUCAUUGUCAUUUGGUGAUGCAAGAAAAUUAAAUAAUUUUAUUAAAUAUCAUAAAGAAUUACUUCGAUUUGGAACAGUGACAAACGUUCGACCGGGAGGUACAGCUUAUCGUCAGCCGCAGUGCUGGGCGAUUAGGCGUCAACAUACAACAUUAGAGUCUACAGUGCCAAUAACUCCGAAUAGUAGUGCAAAUAUGAGUACAGUUAAUGGAGAAAUCCCUUCGCCACUAGCGUUAACCGGAGCAAAUGACAGAGCAAUUUAA